AAUCAGUAACAAUUGUCACUAUGAAGCAGUUCGCAUUCUUUGGAGUAUUCUUUUUGUUGCUGGCCGUUGCAAUGGCAACUACGAUGCCAGAAAUGCCAACCAUGCCAAUGCCAGGUAAAAAUUUUGGUAGGAUGAUAAAGUCCGGUUUGCUCAAACAGAGCGCUGGACAACAGGGUCCACCACAAGGUCAACCACCACGGCCGCCACCUGGCCACAACCAAGCUGAAUAAGGCAAACAUUUUCGGAAUUAAUUGAUUUUCACUGGACUUCGAUUUGCUUAAUAUGUUGGGAUAAAUUAGAUUACUUGAAAUGGUUGCACAGCAAUUUCAAUAAACAUUUUGCAUACGAAUAUA
Drosophila grimshawi is the source of this 353-nucleotide messenger RNA. RefSeq lists its product as uncharacterized. The record is from RefSeq and is a predicted model, not a curated record. Bases 21 to 230 code for a protein of 69 amino acids. The transcript is spliced from 2 exons. NCBI's taxonomy places the organism in Eukaryota, Metazoa, Arthropoda, Insecta, Diptera, Drosophilidae.